UCUCAUCAAACUGCUUUGUAAAUUUUAAAAAUGUCUUCUAAAUUUUUCCAGUGGCAUAUUCAAUAAUAAGGAUUUAAAUGUAUAAUAAAUUUUGUUUUUAUUUUGAAGAUGGCCCAACAAUCACAAUUGGCUUUCUUUUUCUAGGUGACACUGCUUUAUACCUUCAUGGAUGUCCAGCUAUAUCAUAUUUGUAUUCUUUAAUAGGAUUAUUGCUGUUACUAAAAUAACCUAACAAGUUACUUAGCUAUUUAAUUUUGAAAAUUAUGACAUUGUGUCUAUGUUCUAUUUGGUUCUGUAGUUAUUCCAGUAGAAGGAUAGAUUAGCUCACCUACUAUAUUUUUUUGACUUAUGGUCAGUACCUACAACUUUUAAAAUAUAUUGUAGAUUUUCAUUUAUGGUUAAAUGUGUGAGUAAAGGUCUCUAUUGUAAAGAAAUAUUGCGCUUUCCUCUUCUGGGGACGGUGCUUAGAGGCAAUCAGGAUGGCUCAGCAUUUGACAUACCUUCGUAGGCUUUCCUACAAUACAGUUUCUAACAAAACUAGGCUGUCUCGAACUCCUGGCAACAGGAUUGUUUACCUUUACACCAAGAAGGUUGGGAAAGCACCUAAAUCUGCAUGUGGCAUAUGCCCAGGCAGACUGCGAGGGGUUCAUGCUGUGAGACCCAAAGUCCUUAUGAGAUUAUAUAAGACAAAGAAGCACGUCAGCAGGGCCUAUGGUGGCUCCAUGUGUGCCAAGAGUGUCCGUGCAGGAUCAAGGGGGCUUUUUUUUAUCGAGGAGCAGAAAAUCGUUGUGAAAGUGUUGAAGGCACAAGCACAGAGUCAGAAAGCAAAGUAAAUGUGCAACUUUUUUAAGUA
Rattus rattus (black rat) is the source of this 853-nucleotide messenger RNA. Its product is annotated as 60S ribosomal protein L34-like. Gene Ontology annotation, biological process: translation. Gene Ontology annotation, molecular function: structural constituent of ribosome. The coding region runs from base 480 to 833 and encodes 117 amino acids. The transcript has a single exon. The record is from RefSeq and is a predicted model, not a curated record. NCBI's taxonomy places the organism in Eukaryota, Metazoa, Chordata, Mammalia, Rodentia, Muridae. Gene Ontology annotation, cellular component: ribosome.